Molecule: messenger RNA, 1469 nt
Organism: Argentina anserina (silverweed cinquefoil)
Lineage: Eukaryota; Viridiplantae; Streptophyta; Magnoliopsida; Rosales; Rosaceae
Product: GDSL esterase/lipase At2g27360-like
Exons: 5
Coding region: 170-1312 (380 amino acids)
Molecular function (GO): hydrolase activity, acting on ester bonds
Source: RefSeq, a predicted model, not a curated record
GGCCGCUGACAUUGUUCGCUAUUUUGUCAAUAUCAAAGGUUCUAUACACACGAGAUACACACCACAUUAGCUUUUUGCAUACAGAACCUUAAUUUUACUCCACACCUUUCGAAUAUGGAGUUCUAGUUUAAAUAUCCCCUUACAUUUGAGAUCUACCUGCAAGUCCAUAAUGUGUUCAUCUUCUGCACCAUAUUUGAUGAACCUCCUCAUACUCAUAUCAUUAUCGGUCAUCUUCCCACAAGCGCUUGGGUGCUACAGUUCGAUCUUCAGCUUUGGCGAUUCAGUCGCUGACACGGGGAACCUGUAUAUCAGCUCUCCCAACGAGUCUUUCCCCUUCUUUCAACCUCCAUAUGGGGAGACUUACUUUCAUCACCCCACUGGACGAUGUUCGGAUGGUCGUUUGAUCAUAGACUUCAUUUCGGAGUUUCUUGGAAUUCCGGUGAGACCUUAUUUUGAAGUCAUCAAGAGCAAUGUAGGUGUUCAGAACUUUGAAGGGAAUGGUGUGAAUUUUGCGGUGGGAGGAGCAACAGCGCUGGACUCGACUAUUCUUGGACAAAUGGGAGUUCCUAAUGAACAUACAAACAUCUCUUUAGGAACUCAACUCGAGUGGUUCAAAGACUUGUUGCCUUCCUUGUGCAAUACAUCUUCAGAUUGCGAUAAGCUCUUUUCCAGCUCUCUUAUUAUUGUUGGGGAAAUUGGAGGCAACGAUUACAACCAUGCGUUGUUGUUGGCGGAAAAAAAUAUAGAAGAGGUUCAAACAUAUGUACCACUAGUGAUAGAAGAAAUUGCUUCCACCAUAAAAGAGUUAAUAGAGCUUGGGGCAGUGACACUUCUGGUACCUGGAAACUUUCCAAUUGGUUGUCUUUCUAUUUUUUUAACGAGAUUCGAGUCUCCAGAUGAAAACCAGUACGACUCUUCAACGGGUUGUCUAAAUUGGCUAAAUGAGUUUGCUGCAUAUCACAAUGACCAGCUUCAAACAGAACUAAGUUGGAUCCGAAAGCUUUACCCCAAUGUCAAUAUUAUUUAUGCAGAUUAUUACAAUGCUUUGAUGCGAUUGUACUAUUCUCCAGACCAAUUUGGAUUUAUUGGAGGAACAACCAGAGCAUGUUGUGGAGGAGGAGGACCAUACAAUUACAAUUCAUCAGCAAAAUGUGGCACCUCUCUAGGUGUGAGCAUUUGUGAAAACACUGCAUACUUCACCAACUGGGAUGGUAAACAUUUAACCGAAGCAGCAUAUAGAUGGAUAGCCAAAGCUCUAUUUGAAGAAUAUACCAUGCCCAGUCUUAGUACCUUGUGUGUUUCAGACGGGUGACGACCUGUGGUUAUUUCUUUUAUUUACAGAGCUACAGUGAGUCAUUUAUGGUCAUUCUAUCAAAGAGAAGUUCAAUUAAUGAGUUCACUAUCUUCUCGAUGAAUCAUGUACUAAGUGAGUAAGUGAUUGUACCGUUUGUACAUAAUAUGGUUUGGGG